CGCCCACCGCCCGGCCUGGGCAGCGGGGCCUGGGCCGCGGGCCACGGACAAAGGGCCAUGCGGGGCGGCGGGGGGCCGAGGCGCCGCUGAGCGCGGGGGGCGCCAUGCCGCGGCUCCCGGUGAAGAAGCUCCGCAAGCAGGUGAAGCUGCUGCUGCUGCUGCUGCUGGUCACCUGCGCCGCGUGGCUCACCUACGUGCACCUGAGCCUGGCGCGCCCGGGCCGCGCGGGGCACCUGCGGCCGGGGGGGCGAGAUGGAGAGAGGCUGAGCGGGGUGACCGACAGCCGUGGAGCCCAGGUGGGGCUAUCCACACAGAGGACAGAGGACUCGAGUGAGAGCCAUGAGGAGGAGCAGCCUGAAGGCUCAGACCCCAGCCUUCACUUUCUGGGGGGUGCUGGCAGGCCAGCGGCCCUGAACCUCACACAGCAGGCACCCCCAUGGCAGGAGGAGUUCAAGGGCCAGGCCAACCUGCACGUGUUUGAGGACUGGUGCGGGGGCGCCGUGGGCCGCCUGCGCCGGAACCUGCAUUUCCCGCUCUUCCCGCACACCCGUACCACUGUGAAGAAGUUGGCAGUGUCCCCCAAGUGGAAGAAUUACGGACUCCGGAUUUUCGGCUUCAUCCACCCGGCGAGAGAUGGAGAUGUCCAGUUCUCGGUGGCUUCAGACGACAACUCUGAGUUCUGGCUGAGCCCUAGCGAGAGCCCGGCAGGCGCCCAGCUCAUGGCCUUUGUGGGCAAGACUGGCACUGAGUGGACGGCGCCCGGAGAAUUCACUAAGUUCAGCUCCCAGGUGUCCAAGCCCAGACGGCUCCUGGCAUCCCGCAGAUACUACUUUGAGCUACUGCACAAGCAGGACGACAGGGGCUCAGACCACGUGGAAGUGGGUUGGCGCCCCUUCUUGCCUGGCCUGAAGUUCGAGGUCAUCGGCUCUGCCCACAUCUCGCUGUUCACAGAUGAGUCCACCCUGAAGAUGGACCAUGUGGCCCAGGUGCCCCAGUCUCCCGCCAGCCACGUGGGGGGGCAUCUGCCACGGGAGGAGCCUCGAGCCGACAUGCUGCGGCCGGACCCCCGAGACACCUUCUUCCUCGUCCCUCGGGUGGAGCCCUCGAGUCUGGAGGACGUGCUGGAGCCCUGCGCUUACGCCCCCACCUACGUGGUGAAGGACUUUCCUAUUGCCCGCUACCAGGGGCUGCAAUUCGUGUACCUGUCCUUCGUCUACCCUAAUGACUACACCAGGCUGACACACAUGGAGACGGAAAACAAGUGCUUCUACCGUGAGUCUCCGCUCUACCUAGAAAGGUUUGGCUUCUAUAAAUACAUGAAGAUGGACAGGCCAGACGGGGAGGACGAAGCGGAGGAGGUGCAGCGUCGCGCCUUCCUCUUCCUCAGCCCCGAGGACUUCCUGGAGGACGAGGACGAGGGCGAGGGCGAGCUGCUGGACAGCCUGGAGCCCAGCGAGGCGUCGCCCCCGCAGAGCGGCCAGCAAGCACCCGCCGCCCCCACCGCGGAGACCCCCAGUGCGGCCCCUCCUCCCCGGCGCUCCCGGGCGCUGAGCUGGGCCGCGCCCCCGCGCCCCCUCUUCCUGGGCCGCGCCCCGCCCCCGCGCGCCCCCGCCGGGCCGCCCCCCAAGGUGUACGUGACCCGGGUGCGGCCCGGCCCGCGCGCCCCCCCACGGCCCCUCGGCCCCCGCUGGCCGCCCUUCCUCCUGCACCCCGGCCCCCCGCGCCCGCCCCGCGCCCCCCGCCGGCCGCCCCCGGCCCCCAGCCGGACCCUUGGACCCGCGCCUCCCACCACGGACCCCGACUCCUCCUCCGAGGCGGCGCCCGUGACCUCGUUCCUGAGCCUGUCCCAGGUGUUGGAGCCGCGGCCGCGGGGGCGGGCUGAGGCCGAGGCGGCCCCUGACGAGGCCUCGGAGGACAGCGCGGAGGAGGCGGUGCCGCAGGGCCGCUGGCGCGAGGAGGCCAUCGACUGGCAGCGCACCUUCAGCGUGGGCGCGCUGGACUUCGAGCUGCUGCGGUCCGACUGGAACGACCUGCGCUGCAACGUGUCCGGGAACCUGCAGCUGGCGGAGGCCGAGGCGGUGGACGUGGUGGCGCAGUACAUGGAGCGGCUGCACGCGCGCCAGCAGGGGCGCUUCUCCCUGCUGCGAAUCGUGAAUGUGGAGAAGCGCCGGGACUCUGCCCGCGGAAGCCGCUUCCUGCUGGAGCUGGAGCUGCAGGAGCGCGGGGGCGGGCGCCGGCGCCUCUCGGAGUACGUCUUCCUGCGGCUGCCCGGGGCCCGCGUGGGCGACGAGGACCCGGACGCGGAUGGGGACAGCUCCGAGCCGCCGCCCGCAGCGACCACGCGCCCCGACGGCCGCCCCGAGCUGUGCCGCCCGCGGCACCUGGCCUGGAGGCAGGACGUGAUGGUGCACUUCAUCGUGCCAGUGAAGAACCAGGCCCGCUGGGUGGCCCAGUUCUUGGCGGACAUGGUGGCGCUGCGCAGGCGCACAGGGGACUCGCGGUUCAGCGUCACCCUGGUGGACUUCGACAGCGACGACAUGGACGUGCAGGGGGCGCUGCGCUCCGCGGGGCUGCCGCGGUACCAGUACCUGCGGCGAACCGGCAACUUUGAGCGCUCCGCAGGACUGCAGGCUGGUGUGGACGCCGUGCAGGACGCCAGCAGCAUCGUGUUCCUGUGUGACCUGCACAUUCACUUCCCACCCAACAUCCUGGACUGUGUCCGCAAGCACUGCGUGGAGGGCAAGCUGGCCUUCGCGCCCGUGGUCAUGCGCCUGGGCUGCGGGAGCUCCCCACAGGACCCCCACGGGUACUGGGAGGUGAAUGGCUUCGGGCUCUUCGGUAUCUACAAGUCCGACUUCGACCGUGUUGGCGGCAUGAACACGGAGGAGUUCCGGGACCAGUGGGGAGGCGAGGACUGGGAGCUCCUGGACAGGGUCCUGCAGGCAGGGCUGGAGGUGGAGCGUCUGCGAGUGAGGAACUUCUUUCACCACUACCACUCCAGGCGCGGCAUGUGGACCCAAGGCCGCAAGGUGCCGCGUGGUGGGGGGGGACUGAGGGCACCCAGCCCGCCACUCCCUCAGGACGGGCAGCCUCUGCACCGACAGGCCCCCAUGCCCGGGCGCUGAUUUCUGUGAAAUUUCGCUGUAGGAUGACAUUGUUUUCAGGAUUUCUGAGAGUUCUGUCUGUUCUGUUUUUUAUUCAAAAUGAAAUGAAAUAUUUUUUUUAGUUCUGA
Messenger RNA from Erinaceus europaeus (western European hedgehog), 3232 nucleotides. It is a transcript of the gene B4GALNT4, whose product is annotated as beta-1,4-N-acetyl-galactosaminyltransferase 4. The coding region runs from base 105 to 3125 and encodes 1006 amino acids. NCBI's taxonomy places the organism in Eukaryota, Metazoa, Chordata, Mammalia, Eulipotyphla, Erinaceidae. Gene Ontology annotation, cellular component: Golgi cisterna membrane. Gene Ontology annotation, molecular function: acetylgalactosaminyltransferase activity. The transcript has 20 exons. The record is from RefSeq and is a predicted model, not a curated record.